AUAAUAUAUUAUCAUGGAACUCAGAAAACUAUGCAGCUUUAUUCAUUUUGUAUAAGACAGCACAAGAUUUUGAUUCUUUAGGUAUUAUAUAAGCAAAGUUAUUAUUUUGUGUUAUUAUUGUUAGUCUGCUAUGAUUAUAAACAUUUUAUUAGGAUUUACUAUUGAAGAAGAUCUGUUAUUUGAAAUGAAAUAUUUAUGUGGUCAUGCAUCCAAAGAUUCAAUUUUAAAAUUAUUUGAUAAUGGUUUAGUGUCCAUGAUAGGUGCACCAAUAAGGUACACUCUUACUCAAGAAGGUGUAAGCAUAGCAAAAAAAGUAUUUGAAAUUACCAACACAAAUAUAAAAUUAAUUAAUUCUUCUGACGCUUUAAAUAAAAUUGAAACAUGUUUGAAUGCAUUAUUUUCAUGUAAAUCUCCAAUAAAUCCAGACGAAAAGAGUUGUAACAAUAAAGAUACAAAUGCACAACUGCUUAAAGAGUGUCAAAAUAUUGGUAAUAAUUUAAUCGAAUCUUCGCAAAGUCAAAAGUGUCAACUGUCACAACCUACUGAAAAUAGAAAAAAUAAAGUGCAAUGUAGUCAGUAUUCUAUGCAAGAAAAGUUUGAUGAAGAUAAUCUUGUAGAAAAAUGUAGAAAAGCAAAGAAUGUUAAUAAAGAUGAAUCAAGUAAACAGAGUAGUAAAACUGAUACUACCGAUCAUUUACAAAAAAAGAUAUAUUUAGAAUGUAACAAAUUUGAUAUAAUAUUGUUAGUGGAUACACAGGAAACUUGUGGGUAUGUAUCAUUCUAUCUAUUAUUUGUAUUACUGAUAAUCUUUAAAAAAAGAGUACAUUUUAGUGGAAAAACGAAUCCUCAGCAUGAUGCUACAAUUGUAGAGUUAAGGCAAUUCGGAGUAUUAUUUGAAGUGCGUCAUUUAAAAGUUGGUGACUUUGCAUGGAUUGCUAGAUCUAGGGAAACAAAUAAUGAAUUGAUUCUGCCAUAUAUAGUAGAAAGAAAAAGAAUAGAUGAUUUAAGUGCUAGUAUUACAGAUGGGAGAUUUUAUGAACAGAAGUUUCGACUGAAGCAGUCUGGGAUUGAAAAUCUUAUGUAUAUAAUUGAGGAAUAUGAAAAAGGUCAAAGAUUACCAAUACCACAUUCAUCGCUGAUGCAAGCUUCUAUAAAUACUUUAAUACAAGAUGGAUUUUCAAUAAAAUAUACUAAGAAUCAUAAAGAUUCUAUGUUUUAUUUAUCAUUGUUAACUAGAAUUUUAAAUGACGUUUUCAGAGAAAAGAAUUUGAUGGGGUGCAAAAAAGAAAAUCUUGUUCAAACAGAUGUUUUAAACAAUACUGUUAAUCUAAUGGAAUUUGAAGAAUUUAAUAAAGCAGCGUCAAAGCAAAAAGUUUUUAAUGUGACUCAAAUGUUUGUUCGCCAACUAUUACAACUAAAAGGAAUGUCUAUAGAUAAAGCUUUGGCAAUUGUGGAACGUUAUCCUACACCAAAAGUAUUGGUUGAGGCUUUUCAACAAUCCAAUUGUAAUGGAGAAUUAUUGCUAUCCAAUAUUGAAUUUGGGAACAAAAAGCGUCUCAUAGGAUCAGUAAUUAGUAAAACAAUUUAUCAAUUAUAUAUAAACAAAAUUUUAAAUUGAUUAAUUACUAUUUUUAUACGUGCAUGUAAAGAAUAAAUAUUACCACAUU
Nomia melanderi (Alkali bee) is the source of this 1667-nucleotide messenger RNA. Lineage: Eukaryota; Metazoa; Arthropoda; Insecta; Hymenoptera; Halictidae. The record is from RefSeq and is a predicted model, not a curated record.